Tripterygium wilfordii is the source of this 2113-nucleotide messenger RNA. Its product is annotated as splicing factor U2AF-associated protein 2. The transcript has 15 exons. Gene Ontology annotation, cellular component: U2-type spliceosomal complex; U2 snRNP. The coding region runs from base 177 to 1808 and encodes 543 amino acids. Gene Ontology annotation, molecular function: RNA binding. The record is from RefSeq and is a predicted model, not a curated record. Gene Ontology annotation, biological process: mRNA splicing, via spliceosome. NCBI's taxonomy places the organism in Eukaryota, Viridiplantae, Streptophyta, Magnoliopsida, Celastrales, Celastraceae.
UUUAGCCAAACAGAGUAUAACUCUCCAGGUGUUUUUUUUUUUUUUGGGCUCACGCCGCCGACGCCGGUUUAUUCUAUCGUCGCCGUUUUCGUCUCCUCUCGGAAAAUAUUUAAUUCCCCACCUUCGGUUGGACUUCCGUCUUUUCUGUUAUAGAUAUCGAGAAUAUUAUCGAGACUAUGUCGUGCCAUCGGAGCUCCCAGAUUCCACAACAACAAGAUGAAGAAGUUGAAGAGGAAGAAUAUGUCAUUGGAAGCAGCCUUGAGGGGGACUAUGGUGCACCUUCUGAAGUAAGCUGGUAUAUCCUGGGCGAGCAUCAGCAACAAGUUGGCCCUUAUGCAUUUUCUGAGUUGCUUGAACAUUUUAUAAAUGGGUACCUCACUGAAAGCACACUUGUAUGGGCCGAAGGAAGAAGUGAAUGGCAGCCAUUGUCCUCAGUUCCUGAGUUGGUUUCAGGGGUUUCUCAAAAUGCUGCUGAUUAUUCCACUGCAGGCAGAGCUGGCCAGCUGGAGAAUUUGUCCAAUUUUGGUGGAGUGGUGGUGGAGGCAGAGCCGGGGGUCUUGAGAAAUGGAUCUCUCCCAGGCAAUGAAGAGGAAACUGUCUCGUCUAUCAUAGCAUUCUCCAAUAAUGAUGAUGAAUUUGAGAAAUGGCAAAGAGAGGUUAGAGAGGCUGAGGCAGAGAAAGAAAUGUUGAAAAAUGGAUCUGUUUCUGGCAAUGUUGGUGGCGGCUUGGGUGUAGAUGAAUAUGAUAGGCCUACGACACCACCAGAGGGUGAGGAGCAAUUUACUGAUGAUGAUGGGACUACUUAUAAGUGGGAUAAAGGUCUAAGAGCAUGGGUUCCUCAGGAAAAUGCAUCAAGUCGAAGUGAGUACAGACUAGAAGACAUGACUUUUUUGCAAGAUGAGGAAGUCUUUGCAACUUCAAAUACUGCUGAUGCCUCUGAAAAGGAACAAGUAAAUGGGGACAAAGAACUGGUGGAAGAAAAGCAGAAUGGCAAGAGAAAAUUGUCAGAGAAACAAUCUGACAUGAAGGAAGCUAAUAAACCUCCUGAUAGUUGGUUUGAAUUGAAAGUCAACACACACGUUUAUGUAACUGGGUUGCCCGACGAUGUUACUACUGAGGAACUGGUGGAGGUUUUUUCGAAGUGUGGGAUAAUCAAGGAGGACCCUGAAACGAAAAGGCCUCGUGUGAAGAUAUAUUUUGACAGAGAGACAGGAAGAAAGAAGGGAGAUGCACUAAUCACAUAUCUGAAGGAACCCUCAGUUGCUUUGGCUAUUCAAUUUUUGGAUGGAACACCUUUUCGUCCUGAUGGCAAGAUUGCUAUGUCAGUCACCCAAGCAAAGUUUGAGCAAAAAGGAGAUACAUUUAGAGCCAAGCAAGUUGACAGCAAGAAAAAAAAGAAGCUGAAAAAGGUUGAAGAGAAGAUGCUUGGCUGGGGUGGCCGUGAUGAUUCUAAGCUUAUGAUUCCAGCUACUGUUGUGCUCCGUUUUAUGUUCACUCCUGCUGAAAUGAGGGCUGAUGAAAAUUUAUGUUCAGAACUAGAGGCAGAUGUUAAAGAGGAAUGUGCGAAGCUUGGUCCAGUGGACUCAGUCAAGGUUUGUGAGAAUAAUCCACAAGGUGUGGUUUUGGUGAAAUUUAAGGAUAGGAAGGAUGCUCAGAAGUGCAUAGAGUUGAUGAAUGGAAGAUGGUUUGCCCGUAGACAAAUACAUGCCAGUGAGGAUGAUGGGCUGAUUAAUCAUGCUCUGGUCCGAGAUCUGGACGAGGAAGCUGAACAACUGGAGCGGUUUGGUGCUGAAAUUGAGGCAGACUGAGUUGAUGCCAAAUUUGCGCCAUUGCCCCUGAAGAUGAUUACAUAUUAUUGAUAGUAUAGAUGGUUAUAUGUUGUAGAGAAUAAUGGGAACAGUCUGUUGUUGAUUCUUGCAUAGCUUAGAAUCCAAGUAUCCAGGAAAUGAUACGAUACUCCUUAGGGCAUAUCAGCUGUGGAUACAUUUACUUUCCAAUUUUCCUGCUGUUUGAGAAACAAAAAACUCUGAUGUGAGUUUUGACAAUCUCAGAUGUGGUGAUAAUGUGAGCUUGAGUAUAAAAGACGCUAAAUUUAAAGAGAGUUUCCAUCUAU